AUGGCUUGGGAGCAUGCAUGGCUCCUGGCAAUGCUGCUGUUGGCAGGCUUGGGGCUGCAAGGCUGCAAGAACAUAACGAAGAUUGACACGGACCUGGUGCUGAAUUUGCCGCCGCCUCCAACGCCAAUCCCUCUUGCGGUCAUCCCAUUGCCGAUAGAGACCUCGCAGCGGCCGCUGCCGCCUUUGCCGCCUGUGACGUCAUCGCCUCCAUCGCAUCCUUUGCAGCUGGCCCCAAUUGCUCCACAGCCUGUCGUUGCCCCGCCAGAGUCGGUCGCUUUGCCACGGCUGAUAGUGUGGAACAAUUGUUCCAAACUGCCGAUUUGGAUCGCUUCGUCCGCAAACGUCCCGCAGCCUGCAACUCGCAAUGUCAGGAUACUUCCAGGCCAAAGUUAUUCUUUCUACAUCCCGAAUGCUGGCUUGAGUUCCACUCGCUUCUGGCCAAAAGCCUGGUGUGAUGAUCAGGGCCAGAAAUGUGUUUUAGGCUCCAGUGGAGGUGAUGGACAAGACUGUCCAGAUGGUGGGUGUGCCCCUCCAAUAGACUCCAAGUUUGAGGCAAGCUUUGGAGCUGUUGGGGUGGAUUGCGCGACCAAAAACGAGGGAUGUGAUUGGUUCGACACAAGCGCCGUUGAUGGUUACUCGUUGCCUUACAAGCUCGAAAUGAGCAGCCACUGUCCGCAGGCCAAGAAGAUUGACUGCCUGGGCCUGUCCUUGGCUGAUUGCCCGGCUGACGAAUGGCUUGGAGAUGUUGGAAACCAGGACCUUCGUGUUUGGGAUCAUUUAUCCUCGAAGGUUGUAGGCUGCUAUUCGCCAUGUGGCAAACUUUCGUACUCGAACUGGGGCAACAAGGUUGGCCAGAAUGCUCCGAACAGCGAUGUUGCCAAAAUGUAUUGUUGUCCGACCCCGCCCGUGAGCCCACAACAGUGCAGGACCGGCCCCGUAGAGCAGACAGCAUUCGUCAAGCUCAUCCACGAAAAAUGCGCAAAUGUUUAUGGCUAUGCGUAUGAUGAUGCCGUUGGGCUUCAGGUUUGCCCGGCCGGUACCACGUACACCUGGACCUUGGGCUGCCCGACAGAGGUUGUGCAAGGCUAG
Messenger RNA from Symbiodinium natans, 1089 nucleotides. The record is from the annotation of a GenBank genome assembly. NCBI's taxonomy places the organism in Eukaryota, Dinophyceae, Suessiales, Symbiodiniaceae.